Molecule: messenger RNA, 186 nt
Organism: Prunus armeniaca (apricot)
Lineage: Eukaryota; Viridiplantae; Streptophyta; Magnoliopsida; Rosales; Rosaceae
Source: the annotation of a GenBank genome assembly
AUGCAUCAGUUGCUUCAGAAAGUUAGCCAAAAUGGUGUAGUUGUCUCUGCCAAGAAAAUGAAGUUGUUUGAAACCACUGUUAGAUUUCUUGGUUUUAACAUAAGCCACUCCCAAAUUCAUCAAAUUGACAGAGUCAUCCAAUUUGCUGACAAAUUCCCUGAUGAAAUCAUUGAUCAAAUGUCCUGA